AAAUUCUGAGCAAUGAAUUUCAACUUUAUUAUUUUACUCCUCGGAAUUUCAUCCUCACAGAUUGCUGUGAUUCGAGAUGUGUUUCUCAAUUGGACAGAAGCAAGAAACGAAUGCAAGAAGUCAAAUUCACAUCUAUUAAACUUUUUCGAAAUGAAAAAUAGGCUUAAAUACUUCAAAAGCGAAUUAAUACAAAACACAAAGUACUGGGUUGCGGAAACAUGGAUAGAAAAAAUAUAUUUUGUGAAAGGUUGUCAAUCACAAAUCCAAGGAUUGUCAAUUGGAAUUUUUCAAGGACACCUCUUUUCAGAAUGCGUGAAAUAUUGCGAAAAUCAAAACUAUACCACAAUAGGACUACAGGGAUCCAUUUGCUCGUGUAUUGUCAAAGAAAAUUUUGAGAACAUGGAGUCCAAUAGUUGCGACAUUAAAUGUGCUUGGAACAAUAUUUCAUGUAGACGGGGAAAACGUUCAUUUGCGAUUUAUCAGUUGGCAGAAGGUGUGCCCCAACGUCUCCCAGGUGAACUCUUCCACGAUUGUGUUUAUUAUAAUACGAGAUCAAAGUUUUCAAGAGACGACUGUAAUAAAAAAUAUCCCUUUAUUUGUCAAGGUAGAAAUGGAGAGUUAAUACUGCAUGAUAUUUCAUUCACAUGGAUGGAAGCUUAUGAAAAUUGCUCUAGAGAACACAUGAUUCUCGCUAAUAUAAACAAGAACACGAUGCUUGGGAUACGUAAUAUUGAAGACCAUGGAAACUACUGGAUUGGAUUAAGACAGGUGUACAUCCAUCAAAAAGAUAUGAAAUCGUUUCUAUGUUCCUUUAUUCAAAAGUAUAAUUCAAUUGGUCUCCUAACAUAUUCCAGAGACGAUUGCUCGAGAAAUAAGCCAUACCUUUGUUUAGAAGGCUGUUUACAGAUGAGUUGGUGUUACAGGAAUAACAACAAUCAUGUUACAAGUCUGCACGAUGACUCACGGCGGAUGUGACCAGUCAACAGGGAUGUUUACUCCAACAAGACACCUGAUUCCACAUUUUGGAUUUUCAGAAAUAUGUGUUUUAUGCUCUUUUCACAGAUCUCUAUUGGUUUCGGAAUUUGUUAGAUCAAUCACUGUUUUUUAUAUAUCACAUCUUAAAAAUAUGAACACAAAUCAAAUAAAAUAAACAUUUGCUGACACUUGUAUUUGCUAACUGCUGCUACAACAAAUUAAAGAUCUUAAUUCUUCUUUUCAAAAACGUGUACGUUUUUAUCACAAAUGACUAAUAAUAUACAAAGGUAUAUUUAGUAUAUAUCUAACUAUCUAUGCAAAAAUGGUGCAGUAUAAAACAAUAAGUCACAGCGAAUCAUGACAGCCAAAUCAUUCACACUGUGCUCCUAUUCAAUACCUGUCACUUUCUUUUUCUGAUUACAGUAAAAAAUAGAAAUGGAGCUCUGGACAUAUCUUAGAGCAUGAAGAACGCUAUAAAGUGAACUUGCGGAUGGCGGACAAGAGAAGAUACAGUAAAUGCAUGUGCAUUGUGUUUUGGAUAAUUGUUGUCGCAACCAUAGUGUGCACGGCUUUAUUUACAUUAGUAUGUCUUAUUGAAAUGUAAUUAUUUUUAAUAUGGAAAAAAAUUGCCAAUUUUUAUCAUACCAU
Molecule: messenger RNA, 1623 nt
Organism: Saccostrea cuccullata (small rock oyster)
Lineage: Eukaryota; Metazoa; Mollusca; Bivalvia; Ostreida; Ostreidae
Exons: 8
Coding region: 13-975 (320 amino acids)
Source: RefSeq, a predicted model, not a curated record